This is a messenger RNA of Dissoconium aciculare CBS 342.82, 2256 nucleotides long. RefSeq lists its product as uncharacterized. Lineage: Eukaryota; Fungi; Ascomycota; Dothideomycetes; Mycosphaerellales; Dissoconiaceae. The record is from RefSeq and is a predicted model, not a curated record. The transcript has a single exon. The annotation marks the transcript as partial.
AUGAACAAGAAAGAAUCGUUCGCCAAAAUCACAUUCAUUGCGGAGCAGGCGAAAAAGGAAGGCAUCAAGCAUUUUUGGGUUGACAAUUGCUGCAUCGACAAGAGAAAUCACUCUGAAUUAUCGGCUUCUAUCUUGUCUAUGUAUCGAUGGUACGAGGAGUCUACAGUAUGCUAUGUUUAUCUCACAGAUUUUCCAACCAGCAAACGCAACCUCAAUGGAACGCCCGGGUGGGAAGGCAACUUCCUUAAUUGUCGCUGGUUCAAGCGCGGAUGGACAUUGCAAGAAUUACUUGCUCCCGCACGCGUCGAGUUCUUUGCUUAUAAUCUCUACCUUGGUGACCGAUCGAGUCUAUCACAAGAGAUACACAAGAUCACAGGAAUACGCGUGGAUGCCUUGAUGGGCACGUCUCCCAAGGACAUCCCUAUUGCCACCCGGUUGCGUUGGGCGACAGGGCGUGAGACAACCGUUCCGGAAGAUGAAGCAUAUGCCAUCAUGGGCCUAUGUGGCGUCGAGAUAAUGCCGCGAUAUGGCGAGUCUCGUGCGAAAGCCAAACAACGUUUGAACGAAGAGAUCAGGAAGACCUUCGGUAAUGCGGGUCUCGAUUUGGCGUCGACUUGGUCAGAACAGAAGUCUGCCGAAAUCUUGCGGCAAGACCAGUCAGAGGCUCGCAGAAAGAAGCUGAAAAUCCUUCAAUUCGACAGGAUGGAUUCCCGAAAGAUUGACAUAGCAAAAGCCCACAGAAAAACCUGUAAUUGGAUCUUGGAAAAUCCCAAAGUUCUAAAAUGGAGAGAUAUGGAAGCUACGAAGCAGCACUUCGGUUUCCUCUGGAUCAAAGGGCAUCCGGGCGCUGGUAAAUCCGUUCUGAUGAAGCAUCUUGAAGCUGAUACCUUAGAAACCAAAGGUCCUCGUGAUAUUUGCAUCUCCUUCUAUUUCUACGCUCGCGGAGAAGAGCUUGAGAAGUCACUAGAGGGUAUGUAUCGAUCGCUGCUCACUCAAUUGCUGCGAUCGGACGAGGACUUACAAAUUGUGCUUGAUCAAUUCGGUUCCAACAGUGGAUCGCGCACUAUGCUCGGACGACUUCGCACACUUCUGUCUGCCACCAUUAGAAAGCUCGAAGAUCGGCGAUUGCUCUGCUUCAUCGAUGCACUGGAUGAGUGCAAUUCAGAGGACAUGCAAGACACCAUCGACUACUUUCGUGGUCUAUGCGAGGAAGCUACGGAGAUCGGUGUUCAAGUGUACAUAUGCUUCGCCUCUCGCUACUAUCCAACUCUCAACAUUCCCACCGGGCUUCAACUUGAACUAGAUAGUAUCGAUGAGCAUCAUCAGGAUCUUAGCGAGUACGUCAAAAGUCAGCGAUUCUUCUUGGGUCCGCAAGGGAAACCCACAAGCAUACCAACCCAGAUUCAGAACAACAUCCUAGCGAAGGCGAACGGUGUGUUUCUAUGGAUUGUAUUGGUCGUUGAAAUCUUGAAAAUGGAAUACUUGAAAGGCCGCCUUCAUGCUGUUGAAGCCCGACUACACGAGCUACCCCCCGACCUUGAGACGCUUUUCAAAGAUAUUGUGCAGCGCGAUCGGGAGAACAUCGACGAAUUUAUGUUUUGCCUGACGUGGAUUCUGUACGCCAAGCGGCCUUUAUCCCUCGAGGAAUUCUACUUUGCCAUGAUGGCGGAGAGCGGCCAGCAUUCGCUGGAAUGGGAUGACACAGUUCUCGAUGACUUCAUGCAUAACUUUCUACGCAAUUCUUCGAAGGGUCUGGCAGAGCUCAGCAAGGGUAAGGACCGCCGUGUACAAUUCAUACAUGAGUCAGUACGAGAUUUCUUAUUGAAGGCUGAUGGUCUGAAAUAUGUGGACCCUGAUCACAAUACUUCAGCUUGUCAGGCCCAUGAAAGACUGAAGCAGUGCUGUAUGCGUGGCAUACAGACUCAGGUUGGCUCGUGUUUGCGCGUGAUGAAGCUCGCUGACCACCCUGCUCGGGAAAAUACGAAGUGGCAUCCAGCACUUCAGCGAGAAGAAUGUAUGCGACUCAGGGAAAACUUCCCGUUUCUGGAUUAUGCCACCCAUAACAUAUUCUAUCAUAGCGAUCAAGCCGCCACAGAAGUCCCACAGUGGAGUUUCAUCGCAAGAUUUGACAUCAAAAACUGGCUCACAAAAGCGAAUUGGCUGCAACAGCAUGAUCUCAAUGUGUAUACAGAAGACACUAAUCUGUCAUAUGUCCUUGCUCAACUAAAUUGCGCCAACCUCAUCAGCCUCCUUGCA